CUCGCUGUUUCGAAAAAGCUAAGUAUCGUUCUAUUUGUGUGCUUUUAAAUUGUUCUGCAGCUUUCUUUAUUACUUUCUCAACAUAUUUAGUAGUACUAUUUAACUUGCAAAUCACCCCGAUCUCUGUCUCUCCACCCCUCCCGCAGCUAGCUAGCAGCUAGCUGCUAAGCUAACGAAGCUAGCGCGGAGAAAGGCGUCGCCGGGCGCCGGUCAGAAGGAGUCUACUCCUGCACACCGUGACCAGGACUUCUCGGAAGACAGCAGGAACUUCACUCGGUGACAGAAAACACCAGAGGAUUCUUCUUCCAGUGAAAGUCUCCUCAUUCUCCGUCUGCCUUCCAAUCUCUUCACACCAGCAAAAGUUUGCCUCUUGGAGCGGACAACUAACUAGAAACUUCUUCAGUCUUUCCGCCACUGCUGAGUUGAGCUAAAGGCCACAAAGAACAAAAGCAUCACCAUGUCUGAAGAACUCAGGCUGGUUCUGGUGGGAAAUACAGGAGUUGGCAAGAGUGCGUCUGGCAACACCAUCUUGGGCCGCGAGCACUUCCGGUCAGAGGUCAGCUUCUCCUCGGUGACCCGUACAUGUGAGCAGGGAAGCACUGAGCGGCUACUGGACACUCACCAGAAAAGACCAACAAGAGUGAAGGUGGUUGACCUACCAGGCUUCGGGGACACUCACAUGAGUGAGGAUGAGAUAAAUACUACGAUAGCUAAAUGUUUGGCUUUCUGUGCUCCAGGACCACAUGCUUUUCUCUUGGUGGUGCCGAUAGGCCGUUAUACAGAUGAUGUGAACAAAGCUGCGCUAAAUGUAGCCAAGAUAUUUGGGGAGGAAGCCCUCAAAUCUCACACUGUGAUUCUUUUUACCAGAGGGGAUGAACUUAAGGGGAGGAGCAUUGAAGAAUACCUGAGAGAUGCUCCGGCUGACCUUAUAGGUCUGAUCAAAAAAUGUGGCGGCCGGUACCACUUGUUCAACAAUAAAGACCCCGGUAAUGUGGAACAGGUUGAACAACUCUUGAUGAAAGUGAAGAGGAUGGUGGAGAAGACUGAAACUGGGUUUUAUACCAAUGAUAUGUUCAGAAAGGCAGAGGCCAUCCUUCGGGAGGAGGAGAGGAAGAGCAACAUGGGCAGUUUCAAUAGUCAGUCUCCACCCACAUCUGGGAGAAACCCUCUCCCGUCUUCCCCAACUACAUUCUGGGAGAAGCUGAAGAACGUAGUGGCUUCUGCCUUUAUAGGCUUAGUUUUGGGGGCAGCGUUUGGCUUUGCUGCCCCCUUAGCAGCUUCAAGCAUGGCAUGUCUUGUAGGGUCUGCAGCCGUCGCAGCAGCUGCCUCAGGAGCAAAGGCAUUAGCAGUCGGGGCGGCGGUCGGUGCAGGUGUGGGUGGCCUCGUUGGCAUUAACUGCGGUCUUGAUGCUGAGAGUCCAAUGGAGGGCGUUAAGGAAACUGCCAAAACGGUCAGCAAAAUAGGAUGUGUUGCAGUAGGAGCUGGUGCAUGUGUCGGGGCUGCUGUGGGUGCAACUGCAGAAAUAGUUUCUGUUCUCCGGGGAACAUCUUCCAGCACAUCAGCAGUUGCAUCAGCUGGUGUGACCAGUGCCCCUGUUGCUCAAUCACGCAUCAUACCUGUAGUGAAGACCGUGGCAAAGGCAGCGGCAGGGGUAGCAGCAACAGGGGCAGCAAUAUCUUUUACAUUGAAAAUUGGUAAAAGAAAAACUGACAACUUGGAAGAAUUGUACGUGGAGGUGGAUUUUAAUAAAAAGAACCAUUGAAACGUCUCAAAUUCACCUCCAAUGGUUGGAUAGUUGACCACAAUUUUAAUGGCAACCAUUGGAGGGAGUUCAUACAUUAUCAAGCCAAUAUUGCCUUUCAUCUUGCUUCUAUUGAUUUGCACCUUUAGCAGGCAGGUCAUUUGUCCGUCCAUAGUCGCGAAUACGUCUUUUUUUAUCUCUGUAAAAAUAUUUGAAAAAUAUGUUCCGUUUUUCUUAGUUUUUUCCGACCUACAAUCAUUUUGAAACAAACGACAUGACAGCAAGAUAUUUGUUAUUUCAUGCUAUACAUUACGAAUCGCUAUUCAGAUAUAUUAAGUUAGAUAAUAAUAAUGAUUGUACUCUUUAUGAUUUCUGCACUUGGAUCAGUUAGAAGUGGAGAGGGAGUCAAAGAGACAGAAAUUGGCUAUCAAAUCCAAGGCAGAAUCCAGUAAAGCAGAAACAAAAAGGAAAAUGCAAGUUAUACACAAUCUGCUGCACCUGGGUGGGAAAAUGUUUUUUACCAUAGUGGGAGAGAUUUUUGAACAUGCUUAUUUUGAAUAUUGUUCUUUUUUUUCCCCAUGCAGUACACCACAACCUUGGCCUUUUGAUUUUCUUUUGGUGAAUGGUAGCAUUUGAAAUUGUAUGUUCUGAUGGCGAGCACCAAAUAAACCAUUCUUAAACCUUC
Nerophis lumbriciformis (worm pipefish) is the source of this 2426-nucleotide messenger RNA. Lineage: Eukaryota; Metazoa; Chordata; Actinopteri; Syngnathiformes; Syngnathidae. The record is from RefSeq and is a predicted model, not a curated record.